AUGAUCGCUUCGGAUGUUGCAAACACCAGCUAUGUACGCAUGAUGAAGAACGUCAAGCUUCCUGUUUCAGGAACGACAUACCGCUACGCCAUCAAUCCCCCAUUCGACAAGGAAAAGCCGUACCUCUUGUUCCUUCACGGCUUCCCAGAUACUUCGUACGGUUGGGUCAACCAGAUCGAAUACUUUACCAGGCGCGGCUACGGCAUCAUAGCCCCAGAUCUUCUAGGCACUGGUGGUACAGACAAGCCCGUCGAACUGGAGGCUUAUAGUCUGAAGACGAUGGCAUCUGAAGUUGCUGAACUACUCGACUGCGAAGGUCUUGACAAGGUAAUCGCAGUCUCGCAUGACCUGUAA
Messenger RNA from Alternaria infectoria, 354 nucleotides. RefSeq lists its product as uncharacterized. Gene Ontology annotation, molecular function: catalytic activity. The transcript has 2 exons. The coding region runs from base 1 to 354 and encodes 117 amino acids. NCBI's taxonomy places the organism in Eukaryota, Fungi, Ascomycota, Dothideomycetes, Pleosporales, Pleosporaceae. The record is from RefSeq and is a predicted model, not a curated record.